Messenger RNA from Cinclus cinclus, 1251 nucleotides. It is a transcript of the gene SDR42E1, whose product is annotated as short chain dehydrogenase/reductase family 42E, member 1. The record is from RefSeq and is a predicted model, not a curated record. Gene Ontology annotation, molecular function: 3-beta-hydroxy-Delta5-steroid dehydrogenase (NAD+) activity. Bases 1 to 1251 code for a protein of 416 amino acids. The transcript has 3 exons. Gene Ontology annotation, biological process: steroid biosynthetic process. Lineage: Eukaryota; Metazoa; Chordata; Aves; Passeriformes; Cinclidae.
AUGAACAAUCCGAGUUCUCUCAGCUGCAGGCAGCUCUGCAGGUCAGUGCCAGCACACAGUGCGAAAGGAAAAAGGAUGGAAGAAGGAGACGCUGUCAAGGAAAGAGUGCUCAUUACUGGAGGAGCAGGUUAUUUUGGCUUCCGUUUAGGUUGUGCCAUACAUCAAAAGGGAGUCGAUGUGAUCCUCUUUGAUGUUGUGAAGCCACUUCAAACCGUGCCAGAGGGAAUAAAGUUCGUGCAGGGGGAUAUCUGUUGCCUGUCUGAAGUGGAAGAAGCUCUCAGAGAUGUAAUCUGCAUAUUCCAUAUCGCUUCCUAUGGCAUGUCUGGCAGGGAGCAGCUGAACCAAAAACUGAUAGAAGAAGUUAACGUGAAAGGAACAGAAAAUGUCAUCCAGGCCUGCAAGAGCAGGGGAGUGUCGAGCCUGGUUUAUACAAGUACCUACAACGUGGUAUUUGGAGGCCAGAUUAUAGAAAAUGGGGACGAGUCCCUGCCUUACCUACCUCUGCACCUUCACCCUGAUCACUACUCCCGAACGAAAUCUUUAGCUGAAAUGAAGGUGCUGGAGGCAAACGGUGCUGAGCUGGGAAAUGGGAGAGGUGUCCUGAGGACCUGUGCUCUCCGCCCAGCAGGGAUCUACGGGCCUGGGGAGCAGAGACACCUCCCAAGAAUAGUCAGCUACAUUGAAAGGGGACUGUUUAAAUUUGUGUAUGGAGACCCUCUGAGUCUGGUAGAGUUUGUACACGUGGACAACCUGGUCCAGGCUCAUGUCCUUGCCUCCGAGGCCCUCAGAGCCAGCAAGCAGCACAUUGCUGCAGGCCAGGCCUAUUUUAUUUCCGAUGGCAGGCCUGUAAAUAACUUUGAAUUUUUCCGACCGCUAGUGGAAGGUUUGGGUUACAGGUUCCCAAGCCGACGCCUUCCCCUCUCCCUGGUCUAUUUUUUUGCAUUCCUUACUGAAAUAGUUCAUUUUCUUGUAGGGCGCAUUUAUAACUUCCAGCCCCUCCUCACUCGCACGGAGGUUUACAAAACUGGUGUCACGCAUUAUUUCAGCAUGGAGAAGGCCAGGAAGGAGCUGGGCUAUGAGCCCCAGCAGUACAGCCUGGAUGAAGUGGUGGAGUGGUUUAGAUCCCAAGGAUGUGGACCAAAGCCAGGGAAUUACUCCACGAUGUCCCUGGUCAGGGAUGGAGCUCUGCUUUUGGUGCUGAUUGCUGUGCUGGUCUCCUGGUUUCCAUCUGCAGCAACAUUUUCACUCUGA